AUAUUGCAUCCGUGGAAGGUUUGGCUGUCAUGCUAAUUUAUCUCUGAAAGGUACUUAUUUGUAUGUCCCUGGGUCUUUGAUUUUCUGGUAUUUUUCUUUUGCUUUUUUCGGAUUUAUAGCGCGGUUCUUUAAAAUAGUGGCCCUUCUUGGUCGACAAAUGCUGACCUUUUUAAAAGGCAACUAUGCUAAACGCCACGGUGUCAGGGCAGGUUGCUACCGAUGGGAAUUUGAAUUUAACAAUUUUGGACAGUCAGAGGCUUUUGGAGAUGUCUCACCGACCCAUAAAAAUAGGUAUAAUAUCAGUAUUGGGGAUUAUGAUCACACUAGGAAACAUGGCUGUCAUAUCGGUAAUAGCUUCCUCGGUUGCCGGCUGGUCAAAAAACUCACGGUACUUCCUGCUAUCCCUCACCGGAGCCGACGCAGCAUUCGGACUGGUUGUCAUGCCUCUGAAUCUCUGUGUGAGUCUCGUGAAGGACUACAGCGAUGGGCCUGAUCCAUUCUGUCACGUCGUAGCAUUUUUCAACUCCACGAUUUAUGCAACUUGCAUGUACACUCUUGCCACCAUAAGCCUGGAAAGAUACGUGGCGGUGUUUAACCCACUGAAGUACUCAGCCAUGAUGACAAGAAGAAGGACGCUGCUCUUGAUAGCGUUCGCCUGGGUGUUCCCACCUGUUCUGCUUUUACCAAUCUCUUUACCCGAUGGGAUUAUCAAAGUGCACUUCUCCACGGCCUCUUUGGUCUGCAAUCCCUCUUAUUCCAGUAACGUCAUAUAUUCGUUGACUUUAACUGCCUUCAUAUUUUUCCCUUGUUCGACCGUCAUGACCUACGCAAAUCUUCGGUUGUGGUUUGCAGCGAAGAAACAGAGGUUAAAACUUCAAAAGCAUAACAUGGGUGGCCGCAACAGACCUGACGUUGCCUCUCGUGUUCUCAUUCCCGUUAUGACCGUAUACUACACAUGCUGGACGCCUUGCAUGGUGACCAUCUUGUACAAUGCCAUCUCAGGUAACAGAGUGCCAGAGUGGAUGGAGUUUGUGGCUGUGUGGCUGCCCACAGCCAACGGCUUCCUGAACUGCAUCUUCUACUUCUGGAUCAACCGAAGCUUCCGCCGGAAGUUCCGCCUUGUGGUCCAGAGGCUCUGCCUGGCGCUGUGCCCGGCGAUCAGCCGGAGGCUGGGGUGCUCGGCGCCCAUAACGGUGCACGUGGUGGCCGGGGUCUGGGACAACAAUAACUCCAUCCAGGAGCGAACCUCCAGCGUGUCGUCCACGUGUACCUUGCUAACCCUCGUAGCUGAAACUCACAUGUGAAAACAAAGAACCAGCACACCCUGCAGCUCCCCAGGACCUGGGUUGGCCACCCGUGGACUAGACUGUGGCCCCUUCCCCACCAGCUCUCUUCUUAACAGUCUUGACACUGGGCGACGGAUCCUUGGAGUGGUCGUGGAAGGGGGCGGAGAACAGAGCUGUGGUGAGGUCACUGUCCUGUCCGCUGGCUGGAUGGAAGCGAUCUUCACAGGACGCCGCAGUGAUCUGUGCAUGGCUCGUGUUCCACCUUCAGACAUUUUGUAGUAAUCAGGAAAAAUGGACUGUGUGUGUGUGUGCGUGUGCGUGUGCGUGUG
Anguilla anguilla (European eel) is the source of this 1615-nucleotide messenger RNA. RefSeq lists its product as uncharacterized. Gene Ontology annotation, cellular component: membrane. NCBI's taxonomy places the organism in Eukaryota, Metazoa, Chordata, Actinopteri, Anguilliformes, Anguillidae. Gene Ontology annotation, biological process: G protein-coupled receptor signaling pathway. The record is from RefSeq and is a predicted model, not a curated record. Gene Ontology annotation, molecular function: G protein-coupled receptor activity. The transcript is spliced from 3 exons. Bases 183 to 1304 code for a protein of 373 amino acids.